GGCAGCCUGGGGUGUCCUCUCCUCGGCCACCUGACCCACCUUGCCAGCCAUACCUCCGCAAACAGCUGACAUCUCGCUCAGUGGGGAGAUGUUAACGAGGAUCACUCGGUGGUUUUUACGAGCCAUGACGAUGUUGGAGAACGGAGAAGGCGGAGGUAACGGCAACCCCUGGUACGUAGUAGUACUUUGUAGUAAGCACAUGUGCGCUCACCCGGUCUGAGGCUACUGUCACGAUAUGUCUUGGACAACAUGUAUGCUCCACUAAGGUCAUGAUCUCUAUAUAAAGUCAGGGCUGCUCUGUUGAGGGGACAUAUUCGGCCUUCUACCUCAUCCACCAUUCACACAAUCACACCAACUCUGCAAACCUUUCACCACACCUCCAAGAACUCAUUCUCUUUGAGUAAUAAUCAUAAUUCCAUAAUCAAAAUGCAGUUCACCACCGUCUUCCUCUCUGCCCUCGCCGCCGUCGGCUCUAUGGCUGCUCCCCUCGAGCCCAGGGCCGAGGCUGUCUCCAUGAUGGCCCAGGCCACCACCUGGACCAUCACCAACUUCAAGCGCACUGUCAACGCCGACAACACCGUCACUACCUGGACCUUCGGCAUCAACAACGGUGUGACCACAACACCUUGCACCGAGGUCGUCAAGGGAGCCAAGUCCUCGACGCUCAACGGCGGCCCAGCCACCUGUGGUGCUUACACCGUCACCUCCGGCUGGUCAGACCAGUUCGGCCCCGGCAACGAGUUCACCACCUUCGCUGUUGUCGACUACGCUCAGAGCCUGAUCGUCUACCCUGCCUACAGGGACGUCGAGGUUGCCUCUGGCAACGUCGUCACCCCCGACAAGAGCUACACCCCCAGCAAGAUCUAAGCACACCUAGUUAUGGCAUUAUGAGGAACGUUGGAUGAGUUCGAAAUUUGAUUUGAAUAACGGGUCUCUUGUGAUGAGAUUGGAGUUGGAAAUACAUAAGCUCUUAGUCUUAGUUAAUUCAAAAGCGUCAAGAAAAAAAAAUUGAUCUAGUGCAAUGCAUCCGUGAUAAUUGAUUUAAUACAAAUGUGCAUUUUCUUGAACUCAACGCUCAGCUUGUCUAGCUGCAGGCAAACAGGACUCUUUAUUAGAAUCUCGAGAUUUCUACAAUUGCUUAAGUAGGGAAGAAGAACAUCAUUGUACUACAUCAUUUUGGUUGGCUGUUGUAGUUGAAAGAGCCCCUACAAUGUGAAUAACAGGCGAAUUAGAAGCUUAUUGAGUUGGCCUUACUCUAUGGCAACCUUGGAACCUAAUACGACGUGACUUGAG
Molecule: messenger RNA, 1293 nt
Organism: Diaporthe batatas
Lineage: Eukaryota; Fungi; Ascomycota; Sordariomycetes; Diaporthales; Diaporthaceae
Exons: 1
Coding region: 427-867 (146 amino acids)
Source: RefSeq, a predicted model, not a curated record